Messenger RNA from Tilletiaria anomala UBC 951, 459 nucleotides. RefSeq lists its product as uncharacterized. The coding region runs from base 1 to 459 and encodes 152 amino acids. Lineage: Eukaryota; Fungi; Basidiomycota; Exobasidiomycetes; Georgefischeriales; Tilletiariaceae. The transcript has 3 exons. The record is from RefSeq and is a predicted model, not a curated record.
AUGACCAACGUUCUGCUCAUCGCCUGCAUCAUCCUCAUCGCUUCGGGCGGUGCCAUGCAAGGAAGUACCAACAUAGAUGGCAUUGAGACCAGCAAGACCUUGCGCAGAGCUGCCACUUUCCUCUUACUGUUCAUCAACGUCAUCCUCGCACUCCUCAUCGGAUGGAUGUGGGUGCACGUGGCAUUGUCGCUAGCUUACGGGAACCCCAAAUCGGAAAGCCAGGUCAGUCCCGCGCGCGAAAUGGUUCGCGUCCUGAUUGGCGCCAAAGUCGACUGCGAGUCUGUCGAAUCCACUUCGAUCGAUGAUACGAUUGACCUCAAGACGAUCUUUUGGGGUGUCUAUGUCGUUCUAGAAGCAAUCUGCAUGACAUUCUUCGCGCGUUACAAUUGGCGCAGACUGCUUCCACCAUUUUGGGAGGAGGACGGCAGCGAGACGGGACCCUCCAAGCAAAACAGAUAA